Messenger RNA from Lathyrus oleraceus (garden pea), 1008 nucleotides. RefSeq names its product probable sarcosine oxidase. Gene Ontology annotation, molecular function: flavin adenine dinucleotide binding; sarcosine oxidase activity. The coding region runs from base 1 to 993 and encodes 330 amino acids. The record is from RefSeq and is a predicted model, not a curated record. Lineage: Eukaryota; Viridiplantae; Streptophyta; Magnoliopsida; Fabales; Fabaceae. The transcript has 2 exons.
AUGCCAAAAUUGGUUGAUGAUAACAAAGUAUUUAAAGAACGAUUAGGUAUUCUAGCAUUUGUUCAACGAACGAGAAUACAUUGUAAUCAUUCGGGAAAACCACGCCGAUUACCAACUUUUGUUUCCGUCGUUCAAAACUGCCGAGAAAACAACGCCGAUUACCAACUCCUCCGCCGCGAGCAAGUCGCGGAGAAAUUCUCCGGAAGAAUUGAUGUUCCGGAUGACUGGGCUGGUCUUUUAACAGAGCACGGUGGGGUGAUAAGAGCCGCGAAAGCGGUGACGAUGUUUCAGGCACUGGCGCGGAACCACGGUGCUGUUUUGAAGGACAAUGUUGAGGUAAGGGAUAUCAAAAACAACGGUGGUGUUGUCGUUUUGGCUACCGCGAACGGUGAGAAUUUUCGUGGGAAGAAAUGUGUAGUAACGGUGGGAGCAUGGGCGAGUAAGUUAGUUGAAAAGAUUACCGGUGUUCAACUUCCGAUUCAGCCUCUGGAAACUCUUGUUUGUUAUUGGAGGAUAAAGGAAGGAUAUGAAGGGAAAUUCUCAAUUUGGGGCGAGUUUCCGACGUUUGCUAGCUUGGGUAGGGUUUGUUUGUAUGGAUCUCCGAGUUUGGAGUAUCCGGGUUUGAUUAAAGUGGCGGUUCAUAGCGGUAACCCGUGUGAUCCGGAUAAGAGACCGUGGGGUUCUGGUGUGAUGAUGGAUGAGAUGAAAGAGUGGAUUGAAGGGAGAUUUUGUGGGUUGGUUGAUUCAACCGAGCCUGUGAUGAAACAGUUUUGUAUGUAUUCAAUGACACCGGAUGAGGAUUUUGUGAUUGAUUUCUUGGGUGGUGAGUUUGGGAAGAAUGUGGUUUUGGGUGCAGGGUUUUCGGGUCACGGGUUUAAGAUGGCUCCGGUUAUUGGGAAGAUAUUGACUGAGCUUGCGGUGGAUGGGCAAACUAAUGAAGUUGAUUUGAAGCAUUUUAGGAUUGGAAGAUUCAAUGCGAGUUCCAAGCUUUAGGUAACUUUCUUGUCG